AUGGAGUUUGUGGAGGUUUCCAAUGUGACUUUCCCCGUAGGAAUCGAAUAUACCCGGCGCACUCUUUUACGACUUUUCCGACUAAUUCACAAUGUGGAAGAUAUCGUCUUAGAUGUACGACAAGGCCAAGCCAUCGUGUCGUUCGCCGAGUCGUCUGCCGCCCAAGAAGCACUGAUCUCAUUUGACGGAUUUGUGCUGUUUGGGCGAGCGCUCUCCGUACGGAUCGCACCCCCACCUGCUUCCCCAGUAGCCGGUUAUAUUGUGACUUCCAGGGUGACAAGGUAUCUUCUGAUACACAAUGCGCCGUAUUUAGCUAUCGUCGUGAAAUUGAAACACGUGUCUGGUGUGGAGUCAGUCACGUCAGCCGGCGUCAAUAGGUGCUUUGUCGUUACACAGUCCGUUGACGACGCUACACAGGCGAAAGUACUAGUAGGCAGUCACUGUAGUCGCUGGGGAACGGCGGUCCUGAUCUCGUUUUUGCGAAAGCUUUAA
Leptomonas pyrrhocoris is the source of this 492-nucleotide messenger RNA. RefSeq lists its product as hypothetical. The transcript has a single exon. Bases 1 to 492 code for a protein of 163 amino acids. Gene Ontology annotation, molecular function: RNA binding. The record is from RefSeq and is a predicted model, not a curated record. Lineage: Eukaryota; Euglenozoa; Kinetoplastea; Trypanosomatida; Trypanosomatidae.